This is a messenger RNA of Penaeus chinensis, 4593 nucleotides long. RefSeq names its product ankyrin repeat, PH and SEC7 domain containing protein secG-like. Lineage: Eukaryota; Metazoa; Arthropoda; Malacostraca; Decapoda; Penaeidae. The record is from RefSeq and is a predicted model, not a curated record. The transcript has 7 exons. The coding region runs from base 1 to 3105 and encodes 1034 amino acids. Gene Ontology annotation, molecular function: protein binding.
AUGGGGGCCAAGACUAGAAACAAAAAUCGCAAGACAAGCAAAGUUGGAAACGAUUGCACACAGGUUACCAGAGAUGUGCAUCAAGCAGCAGCCGUGGGCAAUGCCAACCUCUUGGAACAUCUGUUAUGGACAAAGAAAGAGGAGAUUAAAAAGCAGGACAGGUAUGGCUGCACACCACUUCACCUGGCAGCGAUGGGUGUACACCUAAGAUGCUGUGAGAUCCUCUUAAAAAUGAGUACCAAGGAAGUUAACAUUCCAGACAAGCUUGGCAACACCCCUUUAAUGCUGGCUCUCACAACUGGCAGUACUUCCCUGGAGAUCACGAAGCUUCUUCUGUCCCACAAGGCAAAGGUUGACAUCUCCAAUCAUGCAAAUCUAACACCACUGCACAUUGCAUCCGAGAAAGGAAAUUUGGAAAUUUGUAAGAUAUUGGUUGAGAAGAAUCCGAAAAACAUUGACGCCGUCAGCAAAGAAAAACAAACUCCCCUGUAUUUUGCGGCCCAGAACGGCCAUGCAAGAGUUUGUUCCUUCUUAGCUGAGAAAGGAGCAAGCAUCGAAACCAAGGAUGUACAGGAAUACACAGCACUUCACAUUGCUGCCAAAAUGGGUUUCACCGAAUGCUGCAGCCAGCUUCUCUAUUUCGGUUCCUCAGUUAAUAGCACUGAUAAAAACGGCAACACCCCACUCCAUUUACUGUUAUCUUCUGGGAAAAAUAAGGAAAACUGCAUAGAGCUUCUCUGCAAAAAUGGAGCUAAGGUGUCGGCCAAAAAUAAGAAAGGAGAAACGCCUUUGCACAUUGUCCAGAAUGCUCGAAAUAACAUGUUGGUGAAAUUACUCUCUUACGAGUUUGAUCCAUUAGUCAGAGACGAUAAAGGCAAAACAAUCUUUCAUUGGGCGGCAGUCAAAAGAAAAACAGAAAACUUAGAGACCAUAUUGAAACUAAAGACCCAAGGCCUAGAUUCACUCAUAAAUACCCAAGAUGUUGAUGGGCACACAGCACUGCAUAUAGCCAUCAAACAUGGGAAUGAGGAAGCAUGCAAGAUCCUAUUAAAGUCCGGUGCAGAUGGUAAUGUUGUCUGCGAGUGCCACGGUACUGCCCUUCAUAUGGCUGCUGAGAAUGGACUACAUGAUAUUUGUGACAUACUUUCAAAAUAUGUAAAAGUUAACUCAAGGAACAUACAUCUUCAAACUCCACUCCAUUUGGCAGCUAUGGCAGGGCAUGAGAAAUGUUGUCAAACCCUUAUAAGUCGCAAAGCCGUAUUUGCUGCAGAAGACAAAGACGGAAACACACCACUUCAUCUUGCUGCAAAGAAUGGCAAUGCUGCAUGUUGCAAGGUUAUGCUGCAGUCACAACCUGGUUUGGUCAACAGGAAAAAUGCAGAAGAGAAAACUCCAUUACAUUAUGCAGUAGAAAAGAAAUCCCUUGAGUGCUGUAGGGAGUUAGUUGUACCCAAUGCAGAUAUUUGGACCUCGAGUUCCAACAUUCCAAGUGCUAUUAAGAUGGCAUAUGACAGACGUUGUCAAGACAUUUUCACCUUCCUACUCCUGUCAGAGAAUGUGGUCGGCAGAUAUCACCUUCCAAUAGACAUCGACAUUCAAGAAAUUCUUCUCAAGCAAUUAGAGUUAGAAAACAGCGAGAUGGUGUCAACUAUUCUUGAGAGUAAAUUUGGCGAAGAGUGUUUGCUCCCUCGUUAUAUUUCUGGAGACUCCUUCUACAGUCAGAACGACAGCUUCAGGCUUUUGGUGCAGAAGAUGCCUCUCCUUGCUCAGAAAGCACUGGACGCUUGCCAGCCUGACGGUGACGUUGACUCUUGGACUGGAGAGAAGAAGAAAUUAAUUGUGCACUAUCUGGACGAAGUAUACAUUAAAUAUGAUGAAUCCUCUAAAGUGGCCAAAGGUGGACCGCCUUGUGUAACCCCAAUAAAGGAUGCAUACCAGAGAGUACUUCAAGAUGAUGGCCGGCUUAAGCCAGACGUGUGCCUCGGGGGAAAUGUGGACAGUGCAUGGCAAAGGGACCAUGUGCUGUCCUGGAUGCUUCGCUAUGGUCGAGAGGACCUAGUGAGCCAUCCCGUGGUGACCUGUUGGCUCAAUUACAAGUGGGACAAGUAUGUCAGAUAUGGACACUACAUAUCUGUUAUUCUUGCUCUGCUCUUGGCAAUUUUGCUCACUGUCUUCAAUUCUGUUUCCGUGGACUGGGCAAUGAUGGAAACAAAAUUUUCUGCGCCAAUAACUCGAGAGAUAGUAUGUGUUAAUUUCACCGCGGGACCCGAAGUCGUACCUUACAUGUUGAAUGAAGGUCGUUCUGCCCAUAUGUUAGGCUGGGUUAUAACGGUCUUUAUAAUAUUACUGAUGAUCUUGGAAAUCUACAGAGGUAUUAAGUUAAGGCUACGGUACUUCAAGACACUGACAAUCAUUUACUGGAUGUGCAUGGUGAUGAGUUUCCUCUUUGUAGGAAAUUACACAUCCUGUUCAUUUCAAACCCAUAUUCGAGAGGACAUCCAGUGGUUGGCUGGUCUCGCAGCCAUCAUCCUGGCGUGGCUCUACCUCCUUGUCCUCGCCUGGAUACACCCACGCAAUCCCUUCGCCUUCAACUUCAAGAGGUUCUUCCGAGCCGUGCUGGCCAUCGUCCCUCCCUUGGCGAUCGUGGGAGUCGCCAUCCACGCCGUGCACGAAAUCGGGUCGAAGGGCAGCCUCACUUACUCGGACAAGUGGCAGGUCUUGGUGAACAGCUUGGUGUCCGUGCCGAUGAUGGCGACGGCGGUGGUCGUGGGCCUGGCCGCCUUCAUAUACCUGGACGCCGUCAGUUCCGGCCCGAAGCGCGACCGUAGUUUUGCCGAAGGGAACAUCUGGAUGACCUUGGAAUUUGACAUCCUCUACCCUUUCCUGAGGAAGAGGUUCUACGCCUACUGGAUCGACAAGAUGCCAAAGGAGCGCGCUAGGGACAGUUUCAAAAACCUGUGGAGAAUUUUGGAGUGCAGGAAUGACGACGACUCCAAGGACUCAUCCUGGAGGGAACUGAAGGAUACCGAAGCGAAGAUGCAAGAAAUGAGCAUCACGCUGAAAAACAUAGAACAAAUGUUGAAGGAGAGAAAAAAAGAAUCCUAGAUGAUGAGAAGGGCAAAUAGAGAAAAGUAUAUUCGUCCUUCUAAACUGUAUAUUUAUGUGCAGUAUUACUGAAAAUAAGAAGACACACUGAAGCCCUAAGAACAAGGUCCCAUAGCAUAUAAUACGUAUGUGUAUAUUUGAUUCUUUGUUUGGACAUCUCAAGAUAAUGCUAUGAUGUAAGAGUAUGGGGCAUUUUAAGCCUUUUCUUUAAACAUCGUAUAUAAUCAGUGAUACUUGAUAAAUGCUGAAAGUGGUACCAUAACAUUGCGCCAAUCAUCUGCCAAAUCAGUUCAAUGUUAUCGUUAAAUAAGAGGAAAAAAUAUUAAUGAUUCUCUUUGCACAUGGAGUCUGAUUCUUUAUUCUAGUAUACGAUGUUUUUUUCGUGUAUACACACACAUUCACUCACACACUCACUCACACACACACACACACACACACACACACACACACACACACACACACACACACACACACACACACACACACACACACACACACACACACACACUCACUCACUCCCUCACUCACACACUCACACACACAGACACUUAUAGAUAGAUAUACAGUAUAUAAUUCUCUUUGUUUGAAGGAUUUUUUAAUCAUUGAUAAAUUUUGAUCUAUCAAUAUUGUCUUUCUCAAGUGUUGAAUUGUUGCCCGUUAAUUAUGUUUGCAGAUAACCCUCAUCAGCAUACUGAAUGGAUUUAACUCGUAUUGCUGAUUAACCAAAUGUCCUUGUCAUGUCCUUGGAGCUGAUGCUGCUCGACUGCCUACCAAACUGUAUUCAUUUUCGUUUUCAUUGUUGGCCAUUGUCUGCUCGAGAUCAUACACAGAUUGAAAGAGACAGCUGUACGUGGAAGUUAAGCGAACCCUAAUAAACCACGCUGGUCACAGCUGACUUUUUAUUGCAGAGUGCAGUCGGGUUUCCGGGUCAUAGCAGUAGAUCCAGCUUUCAUCACAGGUCACCAGAGCCAUGAGUACUCUUGGAUUUGAAUCGAUAAGCUCGACCAUCUCCCAGGUGCCGUUAACACGUCGUUCCUUCUGUUCGUCACUGAGCAGCCUUGGGACAAACCGUGCAAAUCUUUCGCAUGUUCAGUUCAUCAUUAAUAAUUUUGUGUACAGUUCCCACAUUGACUUCAAAUUAUUCACUUGUUGUCUCUUUUGACACUCGAGGGUCCUCGUCCAUAAAAGUACGAAUUUUCCCCACCAGCUCCGCCGUUAAACUUUUUGUGCCAACGAAACACGGAUGCUCUGCCCAUAAUCCAUAAGCAGUCUGAAGCAGUUCAUAAGCCUGCGUAGCGUUCUUUCCGAGUUUUAUAGCGCAUCGCGCUUCCAAAGUGUCCUCCCGUCCCGACUGCAUUCUGCAAAAAAGUCAGCUGUGAUCAGUGUGUUUUAUCAGGGUUCGCUUAACUUUCACGUACAGCCGUCUCUUUCAACCUGGAAUAACAAAAAAUGGUGUGUUAUCUCAUUAAAUAAAUGGUAAUGACAGAA